Molecule: messenger RNA, 1392 nt
Organism: Colletotrichum navitas
Lineage: Eukaryota; Fungi; Ascomycota; Sordariomycetes; Glomerellales; Glomerellaceae
Exons: 3
Coding region: 74-1111 (345 amino acids)
Molecular function (GO): protein binding
Source: RefSeq, a predicted model, not a curated record
CCGCCCUGUCUGUUUUCUUAAACCAGACGUCACAAUCUUCUAUUCCCUUGCCAAUAUUCAACAACCAUUCAAAAUGUCAAGCACGGAAACUGAUUCACAGACUCCUUCCCCUGGCCCUAUGGAGGAGCUCAGAGGGUCUUUGAAAAACCUGUAUGAAAAUGCAGAAUACUCGGACCUGACAAUUGCCAGUCGACAUGCCGAGUACCGAGUUCACAAAGCCAUUGUGUGCCCCAGAUCCGAUUAUUUUGCUGCAAAGUGUCGGGAGUUGGCGUCUGAAGCUGCCAUAGAGGGCACCCUCAGCUUGCCUGACGAUGAUCCCCAGGCUGUCGGGAUGGUCAUUCGGUAUUUCUAUCACUUAGAUUAUCCAUCUGCGUCUCAGCAAAAGGCCCCCUUGCUCAAUGGGUACGCGCAGGUGAAUGGCCACAGCAAUGGCUAUGACGAUGACUUUAAUGGAUCUAUCAAGUCGGAUGACCAGGUCCUUGAGAAAGACAUCAAGUCUGGAGAGCACAGCGAGCCUCUUGAUGACUUUCUUCCACCGCAGCCUCAGCGACUCAGCAAGAAGCAGAAGAAGCGUGCCAAGGCCAAUGCCAAGCAAGACUCUGGAAUCGUUGCGUCUCCUGAUCCCAACGGCGAGACCUUGUCGUCGCCAAUCACCCAAGAGCCGUCUACGCCAAACCAGGCCCAAGAAAACCACAGCGAAGGCGGAGGCGCCGUUCUAAUUGCAAAGCCACCACCACCUGGUCACCCGGCAGCGAAUGGCAUUGAUAUCGGCUCUACCAACGACACUCUCGUUUUGCAUGCAAAUGUGUAUGCGCUGUCGAGAAAGUAUGGCAUCUCUGGCCUUCGAUCGCUCGCGUUCGACAAAUUUAGGACAGAAGCCGACAACCAGUGGGACACGGAGGAGUUUCUUCACGCAGCUGAGAAGGUAUACACAUCCUGCUCGGAUGGCGACGAUGAUCGCGAUAUCAAGGACGUUGUUGUUGGGAUAAUAUGCCGUCACGGCGAGUUGAUGGACAAGGUUGAGACGCAGAAGGUAAUGCGCACUCUGCCGAGUGACUUGAUGUAUGACAUUCUCCUGAAAGUCAGACAGCAAGGAGGGUUUAUUAGAUGAUGUCGUUGGUUGAGGCUUCAUUUGGGAAUUUUAUGAUCUUAAUGCGCAACGAUAGCCAUGCUUAUGAACGGGUUCAUGUGUUCGGAGAGAAAGGAGCUAAACAGAGGCACAUGGAAUUGUUCGGGACAGAGCACGGUUUGUGAUUCUCAACUCUGAUAGGACAGAGGAUUCUUUCCACCGCUGCACAGCUUCAAGCUCUCGAUAGGUAUCAUUACGUUAGGCUUUUGCUACCCUCUCCUUAAGCUUUUGUAUCCAAUAGCCUAUACCAGCAACGUCUUUUG